Molecule: messenger RNA, 3042 nt
Organism: Gamsiella multidivaricata
Lineage: Eukaryota; Fungi; Mortierellomycota; Mortierellomycetes; Mortierellales; Mortierellaceae
Product: Saccharopine dehydrogenase-domain-containing protein
Exons: 8
Coding region: 1-3042 (1013 amino acids)
Cellular component (GO): cytoplasm
Molecular function (GO): saccharopine dehydrogenase activity
Source: RefSeq, a predicted model, not a curated record
AUGUCAUCGCAAGCAUCUCUGGCUUCGAAGGUCCUGCCUCGUCUUAGCGCCACCGCCCGCCAUCUCUCCUCCCACAUCCGUCGAUCCUCCUCUUCCUCCGCAAGACGCCAUCUGUCGUCAUCUUCAGUCGCCUCCGACAAGACCUACUUCCCACAGUCGAUCCCAACAAUCCAGCAGCAUGGCCAAGCGCCCCUGAAGCAUCAGCAUCAGCAAUACCAAAAGCACACCACUUCCCUGAACCCAUACAAGUCCAUUGCAAUCCGUCGAGAAGGCAAGAAUCGCUGGGAACGACGUGCGGCCCUGACACCCGAGGCCGUUGAAAAACUAAUCAAGGAGACGGGCAUCAAGGUCUAUGUUCAACCGAGCACAAAGCGCAUCUUUUCAGAUGACAAGUAUCGUGCUGCAGGAGCGAUUGUCCAGGAGGACCUUUCGCCUGCGGAUAUCAUCUUGGGAAUCAAAGAGGUCCCCAUCAAGGAUCUGCUCCCCGGCAAGACUUAUGUCUAUUUUUCACACACGCAUAAGGGUCAAGAGUACAACAUGCCCAUGUUGCAGGAUGUCCUCGACAAAAAUAUCCGCCUCAUCGACUAUGAGCUGAUGGCUAAUGAAAGGAAGCAGCGUUUGGUGUUGUUUGGAAAGCAUGCCGGCUACGCUGGCAUGAUCGAUGGAGUCCAUGGUCUGGGUCAAAGACUGCUCGGUCUCGGCUACAGCAGCCCCUUCCUGCAUGUGGGUAUGGCACACAACUACAAGUCCCUGGCCUCUGCGAAGCUUGCGCUCCAAUCUCUGGGUAACACCAUCGCAGACGAGGGCACUCCCAAGGAAUUCGGACCCAUGAUCUUUACAUUCACUGGAAGCGGAAAUGUUUCCCAGGGAGCCCAGGCCGUCUUCAAGUCACUCCCCCACGAGUUUGUCGAUCCCAAGGAUCUCGCCAAGAUUGCUACCAGCAAGAAUGCCCGCUUGGAUCGCAUUUAUGCUGCAGAGGUCAAUAUCCAAGACCAUAUUCGCCACAAGACCAAGAAUGAGUUCACAACUGCUGAAGAGUACUUUGCCCAUCCUGAGCAGUUCACCUCUGUCUUCCACAAGGAGAUUGCGCCUUACUCGUCCAUGGUCAUCAACGGCGCGUAUUGGGAUCACCGGUACCCUCGCCUGAUGACCACAGAGCAAUUGAAGACUGUCCAGAGCGAUCCUGCCAACAAGUUCAGGAUGUUGAGCAUUGCUGACAUCUCAUGCGACAUCAAUGGUUCUUUCGAAUUCAUGUCCCACGCCACCUCGAUCGAGGAUCCAUUCUUCUAUGUGGAUGCAGUGAACGGAAGAGAGCACAAGGAUACUGAGGCUAUCGGAGUCCAGAUUAUGUCCGUCGACAUUCUUCCUUCGGAGCUCCCCUUGGAGAGCAGCCAGCACUUUAGCGAGUCGCUCUACCCCUUCAUCAAGGAAUUGAUCCGCGACAACCACGAUCACCCUGUCCUCGCUGGAGCAACCAUUGCAGAUAGCGGAUCCCUCAAGCCUGCGCACAAGGGCUUGAGCGAGGUCUUGAAGAACGCGCACGCCAAGGAGACGCUGGCCAAGCUCAAGUCUUCCCUCGGCACUACUGGUGAGACCAGCGUGGGAAUGGGCAUCAAGCCCAAGAAGGUUCUCCUGUGCGGCUCUGGUUUCGUGGCUGGACCUCUUGUUGACUACCUGCUGAGGGAUCCCAACGUCAGCAUCACGAUUGCCAGUAACUCUCAGACUGAGGCCACAUCUCUUGCUUUGGGCAAGCCCAACACCACGGUAGUCCCAUUGGAUGUAAAGGACAACGCAAAAAUGGCCUCGUUGGUCAAGGACUCUGAUAUCGUUGUCAGCUUUGUCCCCGCACCCUUCCACCCCAUCAUUGCGGAGCACUGCAUUCAGGAGAAGAAGAACAUGGUCACAGCCAGCUAUAUCAGCCCAGCCAUGAAGGAUCUGGAUGAGCGUGCGCAGCGUGCUGGCAUUACGAUCAUGAACGAGAUCGGAUUGGACCCUGGUAUCGAUCACUUGAGCGCCAUGAAGAUGAUUGACGAGGUCAAGAGCGAGGGCGGAAAAGUCACAUCCUUUGUGUCUUGGUGCGGAGGUUUGCCUGCUCCUGAAGCCUCAAACGUCCCCCUGAGCUACAAGUUUAGCUGGUCCCCUCGAGGUGUGUUGACGGCUGGACUGAACGAUGCCAAGUUCAGGAUGCACAAUGGGUUCCACGAGAUCUCUGGCAAGGAUUUGAUGAGGAAGCACUUCCCUGAUGUGCCCAUCUAUCCAGGAUUUAACCUCGAGGGUGUUGCUAACCGCGACUCCUUGAGCUAUGCCCAGACAUAUGGAUUGGGCCCCGUUGAGAAGCUGGACACCAUGUUCCGAGGAACCCUGCGCUACAAGGGAUAUGCUGAUUUGAUGUAUUCGUUCAACAGGCUGGGACUCUUGAACGCUGAAAACAGCCAGCAGAACUUCAGCUCAUGGUCUGAAUUCAUGGACAGUGUCCUGUUUGGUAACGGUUCCCAUCACGACAACGAGUCCCGCAGGGCUGCGAUUGCCGAUCGCCUCGACCUCCCCAAGAACCACGGCAGUGUCGACAAGGCUGUUGAUGCCCUCCAAUGGCUUAAUUUGAUGCCCACCUUCAAUAACAGUCAAGUGGCACCUUUCACUGCCAAGAACUCACCGACAGUCCUCGACAGCUUCUGCAGCCUGUUGAUGCAAAAGCUCAAGUACAAUCCUCUGGAACGCGACAUGGUGAUUCUGCACCAUGAGUUUGGAGUACAGCUGAAGGACGGAUCGGAGCAGACACGUACCUCGACCUUGGUUUCGUACGGUACCUUCGAGACCUACACGGCCAUGGCCAAGACUGUGGGACUUCCAGCAGCAAUGGCGACGGAGAUGCUGCUGAAGGGCGAGAUCCCGGAGAAGGGAGUGUUGGCACCAACGAUGCCACAUGUGUACAACACUAUUCUGGAGAAGCUGGAUCGUGAGGGCGUCUCUGUGCUGGAGCAGAUUGUGCACAAGGGCAUGAGACCCUCGUUGAGGUGGGGCGGCAGCGGAGUCUUCAAGUAA